Molecule: messenger RNA, 2124 nt
Organism: Debaryomyces fabryi
Lineage: Eukaryota; Fungi; Ascomycota; Pichiomycetes; Serinales; Debaryomycetaceae
Exons: 1
Coding region: 1-2124 (707 amino acids)
Biological process (GO): transmembrane transport; intracellular calcium ion homeostasis; monoatomic cation transport
Cellular component (GO): membrane
Molecular function (GO): monoatomic cation transmembrane transporter activity
Source: RefSeq, a predicted model, not a curated record
AUGCGAUUGAAAUGCAUAAUACUACUAUUAGGUGUUGCUGCUAAUGCCAGCUGCUUUAGCUAUUCUGAAAAAGGCUUACGUCAAUUCAGUAAGAGAGAUAAUUCUACCUGUUCCCAAGUACUCAAAGUGCCAGCAGAGGACCAAUGUUCAUUUAUAGAAAGGAAUUGUGCUUCUGAAACGGACAUAGGUCGAGUCAACUACUUAGAUUUGUACUACUGCAAGUUUCCGAGCCUCAAGUCAUUUUCUGUUGUACCAUUGAUAAGUUGUCUAAGCCUAUUCUUUAUUGCCUUAGGUAUGACAGCAUCAGACUACCUUUGUCCCAAUUUAUAUACAAUUUCAAAAUUUUUAGAAUUAUCAGAUAAUUUAGCGGGCUUAACAUUGUUAGCAUUUGGUAAUGGAUCUCCUGAUGUGUUGAGCACCUAUAAAGCUAUGAGUUUGGAUUCGGGUAGCUUGGCAAUCUCUGAAUUGAUGGGUGCUGCGUUGUUUAUUAUAACAGUGGUUGUUGGAUCGAUGGCAGUGGUUCAUCCAUUCAAAGUUCCACGAGAUCUGUUCAUAAGAGAUGCAGGGUUCUUCUUAGGUGUCAUUGUGUUGGUACUAAUUUCAUUGUUAAAUUCAUACCUUAGCAUGGCCAACUGUAUCCUUUUAAUUGGUGUGUACGCGAUAUACGUGGUGAUAGUUGUGUUGAACCAUUCGUUUCUAAAAUCGAAGAUAAAGCGAAGGGUGAGAGAAGAAAGAUCUAGAGGAAAUUAUUCGUUAUCUCGUCUUCAAGAUAACGAUCGUACAGAUGAUAUAUUCUUAGAUACAUUUGAUGAUCUUCCCACGAUCGAAGAAUUAAAUUUUAAUAACAUAAGAGAUCAAGAUAGAGGCGUGAUGAAUAAUCAAUAUGAUGAAUUCAUGAGACAUCAAACGUCAGAUGGCAUUCCUGUCGGGACUGGCUCUUAUGGCUUGAAAGUGCUAUUGCGGGAAUUAAGCAAACAUUCUAAUCAAGGAAGUAUAAGCUUGUCAGAGAUGAAUGAACGGCCAAUAACAGAACCUGUUAUUUCCCAUAGUCCACAAUUAUUUUCUGAUACUGAUCAACCGCAAACGUUUCCAACAUAUAAACCUUACAGGGAUGAUGAAGAUCAACCAGAAGAAGCAGAAAAUACAGAACAGACUUUGCUAGAACAAACAAACAUCAAUCAAAUGCAUUCUGAAAGACCGGAAUCGGAACCUCAAAAUAUAGCAUUUCGUCCCAAAUUUGGUUUCAAAGAUAUUGAAUUGAUCAAGCUUAUUGCACCCAACUUACUUACAUUUUAUGAUUACAAUUUAACAAAUAAAUUAUAUUUGAUAAUAUCUUUUCCUAUAUCUAUAUUAUUAAGAAUCACUACACCAGUGAGAGAACAUUCAAUUAUCCAAAUGUUGAAUAAGCUAGAGAAAAACCUGAGGAAUUUCCCCUUUAACCAAUCUACAGUAGACGACGAAGCUUUUGAUUACAGAUUGGAUAAAAUAUUAUUAACAACUCAAACUUUUAUGGCUAUCAAUUUAAUGAGCAAUGUAAUGGGCCAUCAUGCUUUAAUCGGGUUAUUAUUAUCAAUUGUACUAGCAAGUCUAAUGAACUUGAAUUAUGAUCGUAAAUUUAUAUCCUUGAAGAAUGUUAAUUAUAUUGCAUCUUUUAUAGGUUUUGCAAUUUCCAUAUCAUGGAUAUCGCUAUUUGCAACAGAAAUCAUAAGCAUUUUGAGAACAGUAUCCAUUAUUUAUGACUUGAGUGAUGAUAUUUUAGGAAUCACUGUUUUUGCACUUGGUAAUUCUAUUGGGGAUUUUAUCUCAAAUUUUACUAUUGCAAAAAUGGGAAUGCCUUUAAUGGCGUUUGGUGCCUGUUUUGGUGGUCCCCUUUUAUCACUUUCAUCUAUGGGAAUAAGUGGUUUAUUGAUUAUACCCAGGAAUAAAAAACAUACAAACGGUUAUAGGGUUGAUAUUUCAAAGACGUUAGUUGUAACAGGAUUGAGUAUAAUACUAAGUAUUUCAAUUCUACUUAUAAUGAUCCCGAGAAAUAAUUGGAUUAUAGAUAAAAAAAUAGGCUUCAUUUUGAUUUUUACUUGGGUUCUAGCAACCACGAUUUGUGUGUUAUUCGAGACACUCAGCUAG